AUGGAGCAUUCUUACCUCUAUUCCCCAAAGGAGGUGCUGGAACACUUUAGUGUUUCAGAGCACUCGGGUCUAUCGCAGGAACAGGCGUUGAAAGCCAGGCAAAAACAUGGAGCAAAUGCGCUUGCGGAAGACCCUCCCACCCCCCUUUGGGAGCUCAUCCUGGAACAAUUCAAAGAUCAACUGGUCCUCAUUCUUCUAGGCUCGGCUGCACUGUCUUUUGUCUUGGCUCUCUUUGAAGAAGGGGACGAUUGGACUGCCUUUGUUGACCCGGUUGUGAUCCUGACGAUCCUGAUCCUCAAUUCUGUCGUUGGCGUGACGCAAGAAACCAGCGCGGAGAAAGCAAUUGCUGCGCUCCAGGAAUAUUCUGCGAAUGAGGCUACUGUCGUACGUGAUGGGAAAACUCAGCGUAUCAAGGCCGAAGACCUGGUUCCUGGAGACAUAAUUCAUAUCGCGGUUGGAGAUCGUGUACCUGCCGACUGCAGGUUGAUUGCAGUCCAUAGCAACAGUUUCCGGGUCGACCAAGCUAUCUUGACGGGCGAGAGCGAGAGCGUUGGGAAAGAUACUAGUGCCAUUCGCGAUAAGCAGGCUGUCAAGCAAGAUCAGACCAACAUCCUCUUCUCGGCCCUGGUGGUUUUGACCGGCGGAUCAACUGCCAUCGGUGAUAUCCAUGAUAGCAUCACGUCUCAGAUCUCGGAACCAACACCACUGAAGCAGAAAAUCAAUGAUUUCGGUGACAUGCUUGCCAAAGUGAUCACAGUCAUCUGUAUUCUGGUGUGGGUAAUCAACAUUGAGCACUUUAACGACCCGUCACACGGCGGUUGGACCAAGGGAGCUAUUUAUUACCUCAAGAUUGCGGUUUCUCUUGGUGUGGCUGCCAUUCCUGAAGGCUUGGCUGUUGUAAUCACUACUUGUCUUGCUCUCGGUACUCGUAAGAUGGCCAAUAAAAACGCGGUGGUUCGGUCGCUUCCUUCUGUGGAAACCUUAGGAAGUUGCAGCGUUAUCUGCUCAGACAAGACCGGUACUCUGACCACUAAUCAGAUGAGUGUGAACAAGGUCGUCUACCUGGACAAGACUGGCAGCAGUGUUCAAGAGAUUGAUGUUGAAGGCACAACUUUUGCACCGGAGGGCAAUCUUUCCCAAAAUGGCAAGGUCUUGCAAAAUCUCGCAGUUCAAUCCUCCACUAUUCGACAGAUGGCCGAGGUAAUGGCUAUUUGUAACAGUGCGAAUCUAUCCCACGAUGCCAAGAGUGGUGUCUACUCCUGUAUCGGCGAGCCGACCGAGGGAGCCUUGCGCGUCCUGGUCGAGAAGAUUGGAACUGACGAUGCCGCUACCAAUGCGAAAAUAUCCCAGCUCCCUACCUCUCAGAGACUCCGUGCUUCGAGUGCCUAUUAUGAGAGUCGCUUGCCGCUGAAGGCAACUUAUGAGUUUUCUCGCGAUCGAAAGAGUAUGUCUGUCCUUGUUGGCACUGAGAAGAAACAAAGUCUUUUGGUUAAGGGUGCUCCUGAAUCCAUCCUUGAGCGAUGUACCCAUGUUCUCCUGGGAUCCGAUGGGCCCCGUGUACCUAUUACUAAAGAACACGCCGAUCUACUCUCUGCCGAGAUUGUUGAGUAUGGUAACCGUGGCCUUCGUGUGAUGGCUUUGGCCCGUGUUGACGAUGUGGGCGCCAACCCCCUCCUGCGCAACGCCCAGACGUCCGAUGAUUACGCUCAAUUGGAACGGAACAUGACUCUCAUUGGCCUUGCCGCCAUGCUUGACCCCCCGCGCCUCGAGGUUGCUGAUUCUAUCAAAAAGUGUCUUGCUGCUGGUAUUCGAGUGAUCGUUAUCACCGGCGAUAGCCGAAACACUGCUGAGGCCGUCUGCCGCCAGAUUGGUGUCUUCGCUGAAGAUGAAGAUCUCGCCGGUAAGAGCUUUACUGGUAGGGAGUUCGAUGGCCUUUCUGAUAGUGAGAAACUCGAGGCUGUUAAGACGGCCUCUCUUUUCUCUCGGACUGAGCCCAGCCACAAAUCUAAGUUGGUCGAUCUCCUUCAGUCUCUGGGCCAUGUGGUCGCGAUGACUGGUGAUGGAGUCAACGAUGCGCCUGCCCUGAAAAAAUCUGAUAUUGGCGUAGCUAUGGGUACCGGUACCGAUGUGGCUAAGCUGGCUGCUGACAUGGUGCUGGCAGAUGACAACUUUGCAACUAUUACUGUAGCUGUUGAGGAAGGAAGAUCUAUUUACAGCAACACUCAGCAGUUCAUCCGGUAUCUUAUCUCGUCUAACAUUGGAGAAGUGGUAUCAAUCUUCUUGACGGCGGCUUUGGGUAUGCCUGAAGCGCUGGUACCCGUGCAGUUGUUGUGGGUUAACUUGGUCACCGACGGCUUGCCUGCGACUGCUCUGUCAUUCAACCCACCUGAUCAUGAUGUGAUGAGACGCCCCCCUCGUAAGCGUGAUGAGCCCCUUGUUGGUGGCUGGCUACUGUUCAGAUAUCUGGUUAUCGGUACAUACGUCGGUGCUGCCACCGUCUUUGGCUACGUUUGGUGGUUCCUUUACAACCCAGAAGGGCCCCAGAUUUCGUUCUGGCAACUGUCUCAUUUCCACAAGUGCUCCGCACAGUUCCCCGAAAUUGGUUGUGAGAUGUUUACGAACGACAUGUCUCGUUCUGCUUCUACGGUUUCAUUGUCCAUCCUGGUGGUAAUCGAGAUGCUGAACGCUAUGAACGCCCUGUCGUCUAGCGAGUCCCUGUUCACUUUCGCUCUGUGGAACAACAUGAUGCUGGUCUACGCUAUCAUUCUCUCGAUGGCAUUGCACUUUGCCAUCUUGUACAUUCCAUUUUUACAGGGGUUGUUCUCGAUUCUGCCGCUAAACUGGGUGGAAUGGAAGGCAGUCGUGGCCAUUAGUGCUCCCGUUAUAAUUAUUGAUGAGACACUUAAAUUCGUCGAGCGUCAGAUGUACACUACAACCUCGAAGGGUGCAGGUCAGCAGAAUGGAGCUGCGUCCAAGCCUAAGAGGGCAUAG
This is a messenger RNA of Aspergillus bombycis, 2991 nucleotides long. RefSeq names its product calcium-transporting ATPase. Gene Ontology annotation, cellular component: membrane. NCBI's taxonomy places the organism in Eukaryota, Fungi, Ascomycota, Eurotiomycetes, Eurotiales, Aspergillaceae. Gene Ontology annotation, biological process: intracellular calcium ion homeostasis; calcium ion transmembrane transport. Bases 1 to 2991 code for a protein of 996 amino acids. The transcript has 6 exons. The record is from RefSeq and is a predicted model, not a curated record. Gene Ontology annotation, molecular function: P-type calcium transporter activity; ATP hydrolysis activity; ATP binding.